AUGGCGUUCUGGCGGCUGCGCGCUUUGUUCAACUCAGUCCUCGCCUUACAUGCCGUGGCCGAAUGGCUGGACGGGUUCCUUGUACCACGAAGUUACCAGCGCGAAAGUCGAUGUCGGUGGUUGGCACUUCCGUGUGCACUUCACGCUGUCGCUGCCAGCGAUGCUCCUCCUGACACACCGGAAACAGUAUCCGGGGAGUCGUCCGACGAUGGCCGGCAGAGGCCAACGGCUUCGGGUGAUGCAGGCGUGCCUUUACCAGCGUCUAGUGAUGCAGGAGUGCCUUCAACGGCGUCGGGUGAUGCAGGAGUACCUUCAACGGCAUCGGGUGAUGCAGGAGUACCUUCAACGGCGUCGGGUGAUGCAGGAGUACCUUCAACGGCGUCGGGUGGUGCAGACGUGCCUUUUCCAGCGUCGGGGGGUUCCGCGGUCGGCUCGGAUUUGAGUCUCUGUGAGAAGCUGGAGUUGACACGUCACAGGAAGAGCAGAAUCAAACGUACGCUGGCAGCCGCCAAAUGCCGGUGGAGUAGUGCGGAUUCGUAUGUGAGAUACCGAACGGCACAGCGUCGAUGUCGGUCUUCGCGGGCUGGUGCACCAGUGGAACCUCCACAGUAUGAGCAAGAAAGGGUUUAUAGGGAACGAUACAAAGAGGUUGAACGCGCGCAACUGACACGGAUAGAGAGACUCAGAGCCACACUGGCCUCCGUCGAGCAGGAGGAGCGCGAACUGCUUGCAGCCAUCAACAGACAAACAGCCGAUGCAACAGCCGGCGACACGACAGAAGGUGAACCAGGUCCUUCGACGUCGAUGGCUCGAUCGCAGGGGCCGGCAGCCCAGACACUGCCAGAGGUCCCUGGCGUAUCGAUGGAAGUCGCAGCGUCGGAUUCGUCAUCCGACGAUGGAUCGAUUGCUAGCUCCCCUUCAUGGAAGGCGAGUUCGGCAGAGGUAGCCGCGACGCACAGCACAACUGCUGCCUCGUCCGGCCAUGCUGCUCGCGUUCAAGCUCUUGCGGACAAACUGAGUCUGAUUCGAGCAAGGAAGUCAAGCUUGCUCGUGCGCCUGGGUGACCUCAAAAAAGUAUGGAAGAGUGAAGACGCCUAUGUGCAAAGCAGACGGAGGAGCCGAAACAGCCUCCGUGCUCUCAGAGGCUCCACAUCUCUUCAAGAUACUGAGGUCACACCGGAAGAGCGCGUCCGCUAUUCCAGACUGUACAGAGAAGGAGUUGCCGACCACAUAAGGCGUGCCGAAGAGAUGCGAAGGCAGAUUCAAAGCCUAACGGAAGAGGAGCAGCAAAUUGUAUCGCAACUCCGUCGUGCCUCUUCCGACGGGGCGGAGCGGGGAGCGACCGAGGGCCAAGGCAGCAGUGUAGGAGGAGCAGUCAUUCCUGAUGUAGCAUCCGGUCUCGAUGACCCAGAUGGGAGGCGCACUGCUGAACAGGUGCCAUUCUCCGAGCCGACAGCCCCGCAUGAACGUGGCGCCGCCACUGUGCGGUCAGUGGAGCCUGCCGUGCUGUUGGAUGCCUCUCUGUCAUCUAUGCCGCAGCCAGAUGUGGGCGCCUCCACAUGCCUCUUGACUACCAGCAUGGGCGACGCACCUGGAUAUGAUGAACCCCCGCUCUUCGAACAGGUCGCAGCUGCUGGUACUGCUGCGGAGCAUUCAGAGAAUGAUAUUCCUCUGGACGUCAUCGAUUUUGUUCUGUCACAUACCACCCCAUCAACGAGCGCCGGUGGUGAUAUAACUGAUCCGCCAAAAGAACCCACGUGGCCGUGCAUUCAGGCGUGGAGUCCACCAUUGUCGGCCGCACCAGUCAUGCCAGUUGAGCAGGAAACGAGCCGCGCCCCGAGCGUCCCGCAGCCUGGUCCUUCCGCCUUCGACAUGCCCUCCAUUUCUGCAUUCUGUGCGCGGACGGAGUCGUCGUCACUUGAACAUCGGACCAUACCACCACCACCACCCGGAUCUGCCCUUGAGUAUUCCGUCAUCCCUGAUCCUGCUCCUGACCAACGACACAGUUUCACCAUCAGUGAAUCCCGUCGACAGAGUGAUAUGGGGGCUGCCGGACCCGUGUGGCCACAUACGUCGACGCACCAUCUAGCUCCAUCAGCAGAUGCGCCGAGACCUACCAGGUACGGGCCACCUGCUGCAAUCGAGCUACAGCCAUCCUUGCAUCUGCAUGCACCAUCGGACUCCCGAGCUGCUCUCAUGCUCACCACCCUGGUUCCACCUUCGGACCCUUACGAGCCCGCAUCAGCCUUUCUCGGGCACUUCCCUGGCGCGUCGACGGGUUCACAUAGUCAACUAUCAUGGGCGCACCAGACAGGGCAGAGUGGCCACUCCCCGGCAUCAGCUGAUGACAAUGGAACCCCAUCGACAAUCGCUCCGCAACACGGCACAGGUGAGCGGGCACGCCGUGGUUCAGUCCCGCGCGAUCGUGGAGGUUGACAACAGACAAAAUACGCGCACUCACAUCGUGCUGAAAUAACAGCCGAUUCCGCGUGAGUGUGUCACCUUGCAGUUGUUCAGGGAAUGCAAACUGAUGUAGAAUCGUCAUGCCAUUUCGUCGUUUA
Molecule: messenger RNA, 2561 nt
Organism: Toxoplasma gondii ME49
Lineage: Eukaryota; Apicomplexa; Conoidasida; Eucoccidiorida; Sarcocystidae
Exons: 5
Coding region: 1-2436 (811 amino acids)
Source: RefSeq, a predicted model, not a curated record